CUACGAGGUUUUAAAAGAGAAAUACCUGAAGUGCCCAGACACAGUGGAAGAGUGGCAGCAAGUAGCUGAUGGAUUCCAGGCUCAGUGGAACUUCCCAAACUGCCUAGGUGCCCUGGAUGGGAAACACAUCAACAUCCGCCCCCCUCCAAGAACUGGAUCAACCUACUACUACAACUACAAACAUACAUUUUCCAUUGUGCUAAUGGCACUGGUCGACAGCAACUAUAAGUUCUUGUAUGUCGAUGUAGGUUGUAAUGGGAGGAUUUCAGAUGGUGGUGUGUUUGGUGGAUGCUCACUGCAGGAUGCCUUGGAGAAUAGGACAUGCAACAUCCCUGCACCUGCACCACUUCCUGCUUCUGACGAGGUGGUUUGUUACCACAUUGUGGCAGAUGAGGCAUUUCCCCUGAAAGAGUACCUCAUGAAGCCCUAUCCGAACCGCAGGCUAGCUGUAAAGGAACGCAUCUUCAACUACAGGCUGUCGCGGGCUCGGAGGGUGGUAGAAAAUGCCUUUGGCAUCCUAGCCAACCGUUUUCGGGUCUUCCUAACCACCAUAAACAUUCAAGACACUGCCACAGUGGAGGCCAUUGUUUUGGCUGGCUGUGCUCUGCACAACUUCCUGCGCACAGAGAGCUGUAGCGCAUACAUGGCGGGAGUUGUUGACCAGGAAGGACCCGAUCAUGAAACUGUCCCAGGAAGCUGGAGACAAGACCCUGACCUACGGCAAGCCACCCUGCCACCCACCACCAAUAACUCAGCUCGAGCCAAGCAGCACAGGGAUGAACUGUGCCAAUAUUUUAACGGUAUUGGUGCAGUGCCUUUUCAGUGGGAUAAGAUAUAGUACCAUCUUUUUCUCCCAUGGUGGUUUGGCUCAUAAAGGGGUUGUGUUGUGAUAUUAUCCUCCAGCUUUGUGAAAGUCUAUUCUUUGAAAGCAGAUUUGGGUUCUCUGUUGAUAAUAGCUCAUUCUGAUGUUGUGUGUGUC
This is a messenger RNA of Trematomus bernacchii (emerald rockcod), 979 nucleotides long. Its product is annotated as protein ALP1-like. The record is from RefSeq and is a predicted model, not a curated record. The transcript is spliced from 2 exons. The coding region runs from base 203 to 838 and encodes 211 amino acids. NCBI's taxonomy places the organism in Eukaryota, Metazoa, Chordata, Actinopteri, Perciformes, Nototheniidae.